Myzus persicae (green peach aphid) is the source of this 754-nucleotide messenger RNA. RefSeq lists its product as uncharacterized. The transcript is spliced from 4 exons. Gene Ontology annotation, biological process: mitochondrial respirasome assembly. Bases 299 to 670 code for a protein of 123 amino acids. The record is from RefSeq and is a predicted model, not a curated record. Lineage: Eukaryota; Metazoa; Arthropoda; Insecta; Hemiptera; Aphididae.
UUAUCUACAAGUUGAUAAGAAAAUUCUGUAAUUUUACUAAUUAGUUCUGCAAAUUGGUUCGGCGAAUUUUAAAUAUUCCAUAUUUUAAUACCGGUUUUUACUAUUCAAUUUUCAUUGUACAUCGGAAUUCUAGAAUUUAGAUACAGUUAAUGCAUCUUAAUAAAAAUAAUUACCAAAAACUAAAUUUUCAAAUUUAUAUUUAGACGCCUAGGUAUUAUAUUUUGGUAAUCAAACGAGUAAUUUUAAAAUUAAAGACCAGGUCUGGUAAUUGUUGAAACGUAUGUACAUCAAGUGAAACAUGUCAAAAGCAGUUGAAAAGAAAACACCGUGUCAAAAUUCAAUUUUGGAUACAUUAAAAAAAGCUACCACAAAAAAUUCGGAAUGGCCUGACAAAGAUGAAUUUCUUGAUGUAAUUUACUGGGCAAGGCAAAUCCUCGGACUCAUUGCUGGUCUAUUAUGGGGCCUUUUACCAUUGAAAGGGCUAUUUGGAUUAGGAUUAUUUUUAGUGCUCAAUGCUGUUUCAUUAUACGCAUAUUUUACCAAUUUCCAACAAGUUGAUGAAGAAGAAUUUGGUGGAGCUUGGGAGUUAACCAAAGAAGGAUUUGUUACUUCAUUAGCAGGAUUUUUAGUGAUGUGGAUAAUUGUGUAUUCUGGAAUGCAUUUUGAUUAAGUACAAAAACCAUUCCACACUAAAAAGUUUUGUAUAAUUGUUUUUAUUGCAAUGAAUAAUUAAAUUAUAACAUUCUGUACAAAA